AUCUGCUCUGGGAACAGCAAGUCCACAGUGGCAACAAUGAGGGGGAGUUCGGUGGGGUUGUGUUUUCUUGCUUUGACUAUAGCCCAUGUCACUGAGAUCCAAGCCAGAUGGGUCAGCAACCAUGUGAGCAGCAUCUGUAGCACAUGGGGCAGGGAGCACUUCAAGACAUUCGAUGGUGAUGUGUACCAGUUUCCUGGCAUGUGUGAAUACAACCUGGUCUCUGACUGCCAUGACACCUUCCCAGAGUUCUCUGUGCACAUGAAGAGGAAGGAAAACGAUGGAAACCCGACAGUCAGUUAUGUGGUGGUCACCAUCAGCGAUUUUGUAUUUCACCUCAGCAAAGAUGUGGUCACUGUGAACGACCUGCCUGUCAAACUUCCACACUACCAGGCCGGAGUACAAGUGGAAAGAAAUGCAGUCUACAUCAAGCUCCAGUCCAAAGUUGGCAUCAUUGUCAUGUGGAACCUUGAUGAUGCAGUCAUGGUGGAAAUUGAUAAUGAUUACACUAACCGCACUUGUGGACUUUGUGGAGAUUUUAACGGUGUUCCAGUCUACAAUGAGUUCCUCCUUGAUGGUCGCAAAAUCAGUCCCAUUGAGUUUGGCAACAUACAUAAAGUCCAUCGUCCAAAUGAUGAUUGUGAGGACCCAUAUGAAGAGGAAGAUGUGUCACAGGAAGCUAUGAAUGUGCCAGAGUCAUGCAAAGAGUUUCAAAACACCUGUGAAGAGAUGCUGCAUGCAGAAACCUGGAGCUCCUGCACCAAACUGAUUGAACCUGAGCCUUACAUUCAGGCCUGUGUGCAGGACAUGUGUGGCUGUACCAACCAUUCAGAUGACUUUUGUGUCUGCAGCACACUCUCUGAGUUCUCUCGACAGUGUUCCCAUGCAGGAGGGGAGCCUCCCAACUGGAGGACUUCUGAGUUCUGUGCCAAACAGUGUCCAUUCAACAUGGUUUAUGAAGAGAGUGGAUCCCCUUGUGUGGAUACCUGCACACAUCAAGACACAAGCUCAUUCUGUGAGGACCACAAAAUGGACGGCUGCUUCUGUCCUCCUGGAACCGUGUUCGAUGACAUUUCCAUGAGGGGGUGUAUUGCUCAGUCUGAAUGCCAGUGCAAGCAUGGAAAAAUCUAUGAAUCUGGUGAAGUUUACAGACAGGAGCGAGAGGAAUGCACGUGUUUUGAAGGUAGAUGGGCUUGUGAAAGUCUUUCAACACCUUCUACGUGUGCGGUUGAAGAAGGUUCACAUGUAACCACCUUUGACGGGAAAGACUUCACCUUCCACGGAGACUGUUACUACACCCUGGCCAAGGUGGAAAGAAAGGAUGAUUCAAGCCCUAAGUUUACCAUUCUGGUCAAACUGGUACCGUGUGCACACCAAGAGUAUGACACUUGUCUGAAGACUCUCAAAAUCCUGCUGAACAAUGACAGAAACAAUGUGUUAACAUUCACUGCUGAUGGCACAGUAAAGCAGAAUAUGCAGAGUAUCAGUUUGCCGUACUUCUCAGGGGACAUCAGUAUAUUCCACGCUUCAUCCUUUCACAUCAUCCUCCAGACCAGUUUUGGUUUGCAAAUUCAAAUCCAACAUGUGCCUCUGAUGCAAGUCUAUGUCAGCCUGGAGCAGAGCUACAGAGAAAAGACACGUGGUUUAUGUGGGAACUACAACAUGGUCCUGUCUGAUGACAUGAACACUCGUCAGGGAAUUGUGGAGGGAAGUGCAGCAGCUUUUAGUAACUCCUGGAAGGCUGGCCAUGUAUGCCAAGACAGAGAAGACAGACUUGAUGACCCUUGUUCUCUCAGUAUGGAAAAUGAAAUGUAUGCCAAACACUGGUGCACCUUGCUACGACAGCCAAAUAGUACCUUUGCAGAGUGCCAUUCUGUGGUGGAUCCUGAGAUUUACUACAAGCGAUGUACUUAUGCUAGCUGUAACUGUGAGAAGAGCGAGGACUGCCUGUGUGCUGUUUUCUCCUCCUAUGCCAGAGCUUGUGCAUCAAAGGGAGUGUUCAUGACAGACUGGAGAGAGAAUGUGUGCGACAAAUACACCAAGAACUGCCCAGAAUCUCAGACCUUCUCUUACAAACAUCAGAGAUGCCAGCUGACUUGCAGAUCACUGAGCUUAAAGCAGCAGAGCUGCACCUCUGAUUUCUUGCCUGUGGAUGGCUGUUCCUGCGCUGAGGGUCACUACCUAGAUGACAACGGCAUCUGUGUCCCAGUGACAAAGUGUCCCUGUUACCAUAAUGAAGUCUAUGUUAAGUCAGGCAAGUCCAUCAGUAUCAACAACGAGCGCUGUGUAUGCACUAACGGAGUUCUUCAUUGCCAUUCUGGGAGAAACCGCAUGUCAAUUUCUACAUCUUGCCCUUCUCCUAAAGAAUACUUCAACUGCUCCACUGCAAGCACAGGAGUUGUUGGAGUGCAGUGUGCUCGAACUUGUUUAAAUCUGGACAAUGAUGAUUGUGAUGCCACCGAGUGUGAAUCUGGUUGUCGGUGUCCCAGUGGCCUCCUUGAUGAUGGUAAAGGUUUCUGUGUGAAAGAAAGUGACUGUCCAUGCAAGCAUGAUGGCCAUCUCUAUGUCUCCGGAACACGAAUACCUAACCAGUGCAACACCUGUACCUGCCAAAGUGGAAAAUGGACAUGCACAGAGAAAAAAUGUCCAGGAACUUGCAUUAUUUAUGGAAGUGGUCACUACACCACAUUUGAUCAGAAAAAAUAUGCAUUUCAAGGACAGUGUGGCUAUAUUGCUGUAAAGAACAACUGUGGCAAUAAAACAGUGCACAACAACUUUGGAGUUAUCACUGAAAAUGUACCUUGUGGCUCUACGGGCACCACCUGCUCUAAAAAAGUCAGAAUUCAACUGGGGAGAAUGGAAAUCAAACUAUCAAAGAGAAAAUUUGAAGAGGAUGAGCUGGGACAUGGGCCUCAUAUCCAGUACAGAAUAAGGAAGGUUGGCUUGUAUGUGGUUGUAGAAUCUGUCAUCGGUGUGGCAGUGAUGUGGGAUCGCAAAACAGCUGUUCGGAUCCUGCUGGAACCAGUGCACAGUGGAGAGGUGUGUGGCCUUUGUGGAAAUUUUGAUGGCGAUGGACAGAAUGACUACACCACCCAGGGUCAGCUGGUGGUGAGCAAUCCACUUGAAUUUGCAAACAGCUGGAAAGUGUCUAGCUCUUGUCCAGAUGUGGAGGCGAACAUUGAUCCUUGCGCAGUAACAUCCGGUCGACAUCAGUGGGCAAAAAUGAUGUGUACCAUCAUAAUUGGAAAAACAUUUAAAGAAUGCCACAAAAAGGUUAGCCCUUUUCCAUUUUAUGAAAACUGUGUGAAAGACUCGUGUGCCUGCGACACUGGAGGAGACUGUGAAUGUUUCUGCACAGCGGUCGCAGCUUAUGCUCAGGCUUGCAAUGAGCAUGAUGUUUGCGUUGCAUGGAGAACUCCAGAGAUCUGUCCUGUCUAUUGUGAUUACUACAACGGCCCAAAGGAAUGCAGGUGGCACUACAACCCUUGCCACACCCCGUGCUACAAAACCUGUUUGAAUCCAGAAGGCGUAUGUUUGAAUCCGAUACCCACCCUGGAAGGCUGUUACCCUGCAUGCCCAGAAGAUAAGCCCUUAUUUGAUGAGAAAAACCAAACCUGUGUGGAUAUAUGUCCAGGGUCAACUACAACUACUCCUCCCACCACCACAACUACAACAACAACAACAUCUCCAACUACAACUACCGUGCCCACUACCACCACAUCUCCAACUACAACUCCUGUGCACCAUACCACCACAUCUCCAACCACAACUACCUUGCCCACUACCACCACAUCUCCAACUACAACUACUAUGCACACUACAACUUGCAUUCCAGGUGACAAAUGUGAGUGGUCAGACUGGUAUGAUGUGGAUGAUCCAACGGACAAAAGUGACUGGGAAACGUACAAAAACAUCACAGAUGCUGGUCAACAAAUAUGUAACAAUAUUGAAGAAAUUGAAUGCAGAGCAGUACUUUACCCGACCAUUCCCUUUGAUGACUUUGUGGAAGAAACUAAACAAAGUGUUACUUGUGAUAAGGACAUUGGUUUAAUAUGUAGAGCAGAGGAACAGACAAGCCGUCCAGCAAAGUGUUUCGACUACAAGAUCAGGGUAUGUUGUGUGAUAUGUUCAACCACAACUCCAGCUCCUACAACAACUACCACCACAACUACAACGACAACUCCCGUGCACACUACCACCACAACGACAACGACAACUCCCGUGCACACUACCACCACAUCUCCAACGACAACUCCCGUCCACACUACCACCACAUCUCCAACGACAACUCCCGUCCACACUACCACCACAUCUCCAACGACAACUCCCGUGCACACUACCACCACAUCUCCAACGACAACUCCCGUGCACACUACCACCACAUCUCCAACGACAACUACCACAUCUCCAACGACAACUCCCGUCCACACUACCACCACAUCUCCAACGACAACUCCCGUGCACACUACCACCACAUCUCCAACGACAACUCUUCCUCCUCCACCUGACUGUCCUGAUUGGGGUGUCUCACAAAAUGAGACCUUCUAUUUGUGCAACUGUACCAUGGCCAGAUGCAUAGAGAACAACACAAUAGAAAUUAUUCCAUAUGAAUGUCCACUGCUUCAAAACAUAACUUGCACCAAUGGAAAGAAACCAGUUCUGGUGUAUGACGAGUACUACUGCUGUCAAUAUUAUACUUGUGACUGUGUAUGUGAAGGGUGGGGAGAUCCACAUUACGUCACGUUUGAUGGACUUUACUACAGUUAUCAAGGAAACUGUACUUAUGUUUUGAUGAAAGAGAUUUUACCGAUACAUAAUUUGGAGAUUUAUAUUGAGAAUGUCUUUUGUGAUCCAACUGAAGAUGUUUCUUGUCCACGAUCGAUAAUAGUAUCAUAUGUAUCACAAGUCAUCACACUCAUUAAUCAUAAUCUUAUUGGAGCUGCACAGUUGGAGGUACUGAAAAAUGGAGAAAGUUUGAACCUACCUUAUUCUCAACAAGGUGUUAAGAUCAUGAAUUCCGGUCUUAACCUGAUUUUAGAGAUUCCUCGCCUAAAAGUGGUUAUUACAUUUGGAAUAACUGGCUUCAGUGUAACCCUUCCGUUCCAGUACUUUGGCAAAAACACACAGGGCCACUGUGGAACAUGCAACAAUAACCAGGCUGAUGAUUGCAUGUUACCUGGAGGUAAGCUGGUGGAAAGCUGUGCGGUGAUGGCUGACUAUUGGCCUGUUGAAGACCCUUACAAACCCAACUGCCCAACACCACCUGCACUACCCACCAGUGCACCUGAACCACCACCUACCUUAGCUCCAUGCAAACCAGACUCCAUGUGUGACCUACUUAAAACUACUCUCUUUGCAGAGUGCCAUCCAUUUGUCUCUCCAGAAAAUUUCUACAGAGGUUGUAUUUUUGAUAGCUGUCACGUUUCAAAUCCAACAGUGGAGUGUACAAGUUUACAGACUUAUGCUGCAGCCUGUGCUCAGGCUGGAGUUUGCAUUUACUGGAGGAACCACACCACACUGUGUGCUGGUGAAUGCCCAUUAGGCAAAGUUUACAAGCCUUGUGGUCCUGCAGAACAGCCAACCUGUGAAGACAAUCCAAGUGGACCAACUAUGAACUACACUACAGAGGGCUGCUUUUGUCCUGAUGGAAUGAAACUUUUCAACCAGGAGUCUGGAAUAUGUGUUGAAAAAUGUGGAUGUCUUGAUCCUGAGGGCAUUCCUCGUGAGUUCAAUGAAAGAUUUGAGUACAAAUGCCAGGACUGCAUCUGUGAAGAAUCCACCAAGACUGUGACUUGCAAGCCUAAAGUGUGCCCACCACCACCGGCCACUACAAACUGCUCUGCCCCUGGGUUUGUCCUUGUCAACCAGACCAGUCCAUCCGACCCCUGCUGUUUUACCUAUGUUUGCCAAUGUCAACCUAACACCUGCCCAGUCACCAAUAUGAACUGUCCAAUUGGAUAUAAGCCAGUUGUCAGUGUCCCUAAUGGAAAAUGCUGUGCAGAACAUACAUGUGAACCUAAAAGAGUUUGUGUUCACAGAGAAACUGAAUACCAGCCUGGUUCUUCAGUUCCUGUGAUUGCAUGUCAGGAUUGUACCUGUUCCAAUGAGAUUGACCCAAAAUCUGGUCUAUUAAAGAUAACUUGCGUGUUUCAACAAUGUAAAGAAAGCUGUGAACUGGGAUAUGAAUAUGUGGAAAGUGAUUCAGAUGAAUGCUGCGGGAAGUGUGUACAGACACACUGUGUUGUCAACAUCAAUGGAACCAAACAACAUUUUACUCAAGGAGAAACCUGGUCACCACCGGGGAAUAAAUGUGAACAUUACACCUGUGUCAAGAAUGGUGAGACUUUAACAGCAAGUCGUUCACAGACUGUCUGCCCACCCUUCCAAGAGAGCAACUGCCAACCUGACACGAUUCAAACUGCAGCAAACGGCUGUUGCAAAAUUUGUGUGGAGAAGGAGAAGGGAUGCAAGUUAAUGUCCAUGAAAACCCAUAUUACAGUCAACGGUUGUCAGUCUGCCCAGGAGGUAGAUAUGCCAUAUUGUGAAGGAUCCUGCAACACUUACACCAUGUACUCUAAAGCAGCAGCAGCGAUGGAGCAUUCCUGCUCAUGCUGUAAGGAGAUAAACUUCAGCAAUCGCACUGCUGACCUGGUCUGCUUGAAUGGAGACACGGUCCCCUACACAUACAUGUAUGUGGAGCAGUGUGGUUGUACCAAGACGGACUGCACCAGAGCUGCCGGACAUCAUGUUCGCAGGAAGAGAAGCUUCACACUGCUGUGAUGAAACAGUCCGUCUCCAUUUUCACAGAUGUGACAUACAAUUGUUUCUUCUCAUAUUGUCUUAAAAAUCAUUACAUAUCUUACAAAGUAAUUGCUCUUGUGGCUUGAGUAUUUAUCUACUGAUAAAAAUAAAAAAAUUGCAACUCA
This is a messenger RNA of Oreochromis niloticus (Nile tilapia), 6923 nucleotides long. RefSeq names its product mucin-2. The record is from RefSeq and is a predicted model, not a curated record. Bases 37 to 6777 code for a protein of 2246 amino acids. Lineage: Eukaryota; Metazoa; Chordata; Actinopteri; Cichliformes; Cichlidae. The transcript has 45 exons. Gene Ontology annotation, molecular function: protein binding.